CGCUACGUGCCCAAUUCAUCUCACCUCGAUAACCAACUUUGUAAUAGGUAUUGGGGUAGUGGUUCGUCUGAGAUGUUCAAAAAUAUUCAUAUCACGGGUUCAUGCAUAAUAUGCCACAGAGAAAGUUUGAGUAUUGUGUUGGCCCCGUUGAUCUCAGCGUUUUUCUUUGUUUGCGUGUAAAAAGUUGAUGGUCUCGAAGCACAAUUCAAUAUGGCGGGACAUUGCAUCUUGAAGUUAUAAAGCGUUGUAGUUCAAGCAAUAAAAAUGCAUAUUCAUUAAAUGAGGCGUUUUUAGAGCAACGGAACUUGAGUGAAGUUAUGGGCUGCAAUUUAUAAUUUAAACAGAAGAUGUGCGAUGUAUGCGCUGAAUUCUUGGAUCUGCUACAGUCGUAUGAAGAAAAGGUUUCUAAAGAAUCAGAUGAACGGCCAAUACUUCGAAAAGAUGAAGUGGAGACAGUUUUUGUGUAUAUCCAGUCUUGGUCUCAGAGACAAUGUAUGUGCUGUUUUCGUGAUCCAAAGAACUUUGAAAGGUUUAACUUGAUAACUCAGAGUAUAUUGUGCCUGGCAGUAUGUCAAUUGAAAGAACUACGAGAGGACUUGGUUAAAGCUAAGUUAUUAGUAAAAAAUGAAAAAGAAUUAAGUAAUGAAAGUUGUGCAGACAGUAAAGGAGGUGACAUUACUUCACAUGUAAAGGAUGUGGGAGAUGAUAAACCAGAGGAGUUGAAAGCUAUCAUUACUACAGAUUGUUCUGAGAGAGGUAAAUCUAUAGCAGAUGAUGAAAAGAUCAGACAUACUUUUGAAAAGAGAGACAACCAAAAAGAGUGUGGUAGUAGUGACAUUUCGAAAAGUGGUGCAGAAAAGGUGAAUGGAAAUCAGUCAGUAAAUAUUGAUGAUGUUAAUGGGAAAGAGAAAGAAGAUGAAGAAGAUGAAGAGGAGGAGGAGGAAAUAUGGAGCAUGCAAGAAAAAGAAAAAUUAUUACACUUUCUUUCUAAAGUGUUUCUUCUGAACUAUCCAUUGUAUGUUGCUUACAAACAUAGUGUUCAGUCCAAGCUAGAAGAGAUUUCUCCUCAAGAGGCUGGAAACUUGAAUGUCUUCUGUGAUCUUCAUGAUCCUGAAAUUCCAGUGUAUCUGUUGCGUAAUGUUUGUCUGUUCUGCAAGAGUGGUGGUGUGCAUGCCAUGACUUUCUGCUUUGAACGUCAAAGCCCAGAAACUCUUCCUGUCUCCAUUGCUCAUGCCAUAAUUGCAAUUGUUUGCAACCUGAAACUGUGGCUUAACUUCCGUUCCAUCAUGCAGUUGUUUGUGCCACUUCGAUCAAAGGUGCUAAGGUACAUGUGUAACUUGGGAGAUAAGGAUCUCCGCACACCAGCAAUCAAAACCAUGGCAGAUUUUAUGUGGAGCGCAGUGAAAGACCCUCUUGAUUCUCCAUUAACAUUUGAUCGAGACGGUUUGGAUUUAGCAUUUAAAUAUUUCACAAGUUCAACAUUGACAAUGCGUUUAGCUGGAAUAGCACAAAUUAACAGCCAUAUUAACAUGUUCAAUGAACUCUGUAACAAUGAAAGCAUCAUUGAAGUUGAAAAUGUGGGCCAGAACUUGGCAAAUUGGUUGAUUGAAAAUCAAAUAAUAUCACAUAUAUUUGGUCCAAAUCUUCAUGUAGAGGUAAUCAAACAGAGUCAUAUAAUAUUAAGUUUCUUGGCAAUGGAGUGUAAAAUAACAAAUGAACACAUAGAUAUUAUUUGGCAAGCUGCACAGCUGAAACAUUGCAGUAAACAAGUCCAUGAUCUCCUGCCUCCUCUUAUUAAGAAUUUAGAAGCUGGUCCAGUACUACAUUUAUAUAGCUUACUGUGCAAACUGGAACCAAAGGAUCACACAGAACAGAGCUUGUAUCUUGCGUCAGCACUGAUCAAGUUUAUAUGGACCAGCGGUGGUACUUACAGCCAAAUAACAAGUGAAGCUCCAUUUUUGGGUCUUGGGAAGACCUCAAUCAUUGGCCUGAAAAAGAGACAUCGUGAGAUAAGCAGCAGUGAGAAUAGUGUCAGUAUGGAGGCUACUAAUUCAGAGGAUGAACAGGCAGAUAGUUCACAGCAGAGUGAUGCCCGCAAGACACCUAGUGAAGCAAGUGAGGGCCCCACACCAUGCAAGCAGGCAAGGAAGCAUAAGAAGCACAUACAUCAUGGUGUGGCAGAUGCUGGCAGUUCUGAUGGCAGUGUUAAAAUUGAGGAUUUGGACAUAGAAGAAGAGGAAGAGGAGGAGGAGGAUGAAGAAGAAGAGGAGGAGGAAGAAGAAGAAGAAGAAGAAGAGGAGGAGGAGGAAGGGAAAGAUGAGCAUAGUGAAGGUGAUACUAAGGAAUUAUCUGUUGGUGUUCCCAAAUCUUCAGCACAGCACAAACAGCAGUUGCCUUCAAAUCUGAAAGUGAAUGAAAGCACAAAGUCAGUUUGUAGAAAACUUGAUAUUGUGCCCAAUUCCAAGUGUCAUGGUGGUAAACGGCAGACAUGUAGUGAUAAUGAGGCCGAUGCAGAUGCUGAGAAAUCUGGCACAGAUGAAAUUCCAGUGAAGCAUAAGAAAAAAAGGAGAAAAGUGUUAAGAAAGCGGAAAAAAAGCAAGAAGUGUGUUCAGGUGUGUGACUCUGUCCCAGGUAAACUGAGUCUCUGUGAGGGUGGUAAACAUUGUCGAGUACGACUGGAAGAGUGCUCUGAUGAGGAGGAGGAAGGUGAUAGCUGCUCUGAGGAAGGUGUCACUAAAGAAGAUACCAGCAUACAAACUGCUGCUGGUACAGAUAAAAUGGCAACCAAAGAUGUUAAAUCCAGUACACUGGAGCCAGAUCAAGAAGUUCCUAAUGUUCUUGUAAGGGAAGGUGGCACAGAACUCAUUCAGCUCAUGGAUGAACAGUCUCAAGAUAGUUCUCAUGACUCAACUCAAGGAGGUGUGAUGACUGAACUAGCAAGCUUAGUCCAAGGCUCAGAAUUUCGACACAGUUCUCCACAUGAGAUCCAUGACUGUCGCCCAUAUAUUAGAAACUUUCAGGCACACAGGGAAUUGAUGGAUGAAAUGAUGAGUGGAGAAGAAGGUAGCUAUUCAUCUCGAAUGAGUAACAAGUCUGAGAAGAACAUGGCUGAUUUUGAUGGAGAGGAGUCAGGUUGUGAUGAUGAACUGGUGCAGCUGGCUGCUCAGGCUCAUCUCUCACCACAUUCACUUCCGCAACACUUAACAAAUAUGCCAUUCCAUUCGAGAUUCCAACAGCCAAAGUUGCCUGGCCGGCCAGGAAUUCAUGAAGUGACUCGAAUCUGCUCACAGUUCAAGAUGGAGAAUGUUUGUAAACCUGGAAGUACUCUCUUGUGGGACUUGUUACAGGAUGACAAAAUAGCACAGCUGGGUGAAGGGUUGGCUUUGGAAGCUGAAAAAGCGCUAUGUAAUUUGUUGUGUUUUAAUACUGAGAGGAUAAUUAGAAUGAAAUUUAUAGAAGGCUGCCUUGAAAAUUUAGCUAAUAAUUGGUCUGUUGUUGUUUCUUUAAGACUGUUACCAAAGUUAUUUGCAUCAUUUCAACAAUUUCGUGGAAUGGACACACAUCAGAUUACAACAUGGGCAGAAAGAGAGCAUAAUAUGAUGCAGUGUUUCUUCAACAAUUUGAAGGUUUACACAAAGGAGGGACCAAAGAGUAAUCUUUACUCUCAUCAGACUGAGAUACAAGUGCGACUGCAGUUUUUAACUUCUGUGUUCUCUCCUGUUGGAUCACCAGAGAGUUUUCGCCUUAGCAUAGAUCAAGUGGAUACAUUAUGGUCAUGUCUAGCUACAGAUGGCCAGUGUAGUGAUGAGUUAUUCAGUUGGCUUCUUAACCAGGCCAAGAGUAAAGACCAGCAUGCAUUGGGCAUGGAUGCGUUGAAGCAUUUGUACAUGAAGAAAUUGCCUUCUUUGGAACCAGAGACUAUCAGCAUGACAGGACUUGGAUUAUUCCAGCAGCUGUGUAAUCUAGCACGUCUUGCUACAGCUCACCUUGAUAGUCCUAUCAAAGAUGUGGAUAUUGUGGGCAUGAAUCACCUCUGGAGGAUUGCCCUUAGAGUUAAUAAUACAGAUGUGAGCAUGGCAGCAAUACAGUAUCUGAACAGCUACUAUGUGGGAAGACAAUUGGAUCAUGAAUCAGAGUUUGUUUCUCAGUGCAUGGCUCAUCUAGCUGCUGCUACAGCUGACCUUGCAGAGUCUGAAGAAUCAAGCCUUCUCUGUAUUCAGAGGGCUCUUUUAUUGCUCAAAACUCACUUGGAAACAUUCAGGAAAAGAUAUGCAUAUCAUUUGCGAAGAUGGGCACUUGAAGGACAAGGAGUGGGGAGCCACGUGCAAUUGAUGAUAGGAGAACGAGGGUGUGUGCCAUUACGAGUGGUAAUCCAACCUGCUGGCAUGGCUGAGAAAGGAACGCUUGAGCUUCUCAGCAGUGAUUAUGUCGCAGACUUACGGGCAGAAGUGGCCAAAUGGUGGGAAACAUUGCAAGUGAAGUGUGCUGGUGAGAAGAAUAACUGCGUGUCUGCAGGCAGUACUCCUGUCUUGGGAUCCCUUCUUACAGAGGGACCUAUUAGAAUGAUCACACAGGGCCAGGAACUCACAACAGAAUUUGAUGAGAAGAUGCUGCAGGAAAUGGGCUUCAAGGAUCUUCAGAUGGUAUUUAUAUCGAUGGGAGCUUCUAGGCAGCAUAAGAAACGUGAUUCUCUAGAUUCUCCCUCUGUCCUGCCACCACCUCCACGUGAAAGUUUGCCAACACUGCUUUUGCUUCAGCCUCAAUAUUUUGAACAGCUUUUCUGUCUGAUGCAGACAUUGAGUUCAAUGAAAACUCCAGUGAAGGGUGGGCACCAGAUACCACACACCAAAGCACAGGUUUUGUCUCGACGUGUUUGGGACAUUCUGACUCUUCUACCAACAAGCCCUAUCUUGCUGCAAGGUUUCCAGCAACUUGAGAAUUCAGAAAACAUCUCACUGCAACAACUUCUUGAUCCUGCUAGUCCUCAGAAGCUGAUGUACUCUUUGUAUAUUGUGGAGUCUCUUAGCCGGCCCAUUGCCUUAGUUAAGAAAAACAAGUCUUCAGUGAAUAACCAUGGGACAGCAGAUGGUCCUAACUCAGAGAGAAGUAAGGAGUCUACCUCUGCUGGAAGCUGGAGUCAAAUGUUCAUACAGCAGGGUGGCCUGAGACACCUAUUUGAUAUCUUCAUGUCAGGUGUACUGCAGAGGUCAGGUGGUGAUGGCAGUGAGUGGCAGCAGGACUGUCUGGCAUGUCUGCUUAAACUGCUCUGCCAGUUAGGUGUGUCUUCAGAGGAUGGAGAUAUUUUACAUGACGUUCCUGACAAUCUUCGCAACAAACGUGCCAGACGGUUUCGCAAAGGAAGCUCUGAUAAACUGGUUGUAUCAAAACUGAAUGAGGCAAUGCUACAAAUGAUGGAUGUGGACUCUGUGAUGCCUCGAUUAACGAGCAUUCUUCAUGAGGCAUCUCUUCCAAGAGACCCAAAUCAUUACAAAACAGGGUUCUGGGGAAGAGCUCAGGUUGUGCAUUAUGCCAUGGCACUGCUUGUAUCUUGGGUACAUUCAGGUGAGCAGGUCAGACAGGCCCUGUUUGCUGCUCCUCAUUUUAACACUUGGCUUCAACGAUUGGUGCUGGAGGAUCCAGAACCUGCUGUGCGACGUGAAGUAUGUACCGCCCUAUAUCGUCUCUGUCUUGGUUCUUCUCCCACACCAGUCCCUGCGGCCAACAUCGGUCUUAAUGUCACUGCACAUAUGCUGGGAAAUCUCAUGGAAUACUUGGUCAUUGCAGAGGGCAUGAGGCCACAGAAACUAGAGGCACUCCACCAUCCUUCGGAGGAUGGGAAGGAGCCAUAUGGUCCUGCUUGCCGAGAUUAUUUUUGGCUGCUUUGUCGUCUAGUGGAUAGCCUUCAUGAUGAUCUUAUUAAAGAAAGUAUUGAAGAUCCUCAUACCUGUGUGGUUGAUGUUGAUGGAUUGGCAAAGAAACUAGCAGAGUCCAUCUUAGCUCGAGAAUACCUUGAAACUAGGCAUAAUACUGUAGAAGAUGAUGGACUCAUUGGCUUAUUGAACCUCAUGUCUAAUGUGAUGAAACAUAACCCACCAUUUAAAACCAGUAAAGAAGGUCAAGAGUUCCUUAGCCAGGUGUUUGACUUCUUGUUUGCAUUACCAAAUCCUCGAAAACGGUAUGUGCCCAAGUGCAAAUCACAGUUGUCACGCUCCUCAGCAUAUGACCUUCUUGUAGAAAUGGUGAAAGGUUGCCCAGAUAACUACAGACUGCUUCAUGAGAGGCUUCUUGCUCAACAUAAACCAGGACCCAAUUCACCAUAUCCGUGGGACUACUGGCCACAUGAAGAUGGACGCUCAGACUGUGGCUAUGUGGGUCUUACCAAUCUUGGUGCAACAUGUUACAUGGCAUCUUGUAUGCAGCAUCUGUACAUGAUGCCUCAAGCUCGCACCUCAAUCUUGCGAGCAAAGUGUGAUAACAACAGCAAACAUGAGCAUACCCUUCGAGAGUUGCAGAGGAUGUUUGCAUAUCUCCUUGAAAGUGAAAGGAAAGCAUAUAACCCAAGGAGUUUUUGCAAGGUAUACACAAUGGACCACCAGCCACUGAACACAGGAGAACAGAAAGAUAUGGCUGAAUUUUUUAUUGAUUUAGUGUCAAAACUUGAAGAAAUGACACCAGAGUUAAAGAACCUAGUCAAAACACUCUUUGGUGGUGUGAUCAGUAACAAUGUUGUAUCUUUGGACUGUGAACAUGUGAGCCGGACACUGGAAGAGUUUUAUACCGUUCGUUGCCAAGUAGCUGACAUGCGUAACUUGUAUGAAUCGCUGGAUGAAGUGACUGUAAAGGAUACACUUGAGGGUGACAACAUGUACACCUGUUCACAGUGUGGGAAGAAAGUUCGUGCAGAGAAGAGGGCUUGCUUCAAGAAGCUACCACAUAUUCUGUGUUUCAACACAAUGAGAUAUACUUUUAACAUGGUCACAAUGCUUAAAGAGAAAGUUAACACUCACUUCUCAUUUCCGCUGAGACUGGAUAUGUCAGGUUAUGUUGAAAAGCAUCUCAUGCCACAACAUUAUCAAGAGGAGAAAAGAAAGUCUCAGUUGCGUAAAUCGGAACAUUCAAAGGAAGUGAAAGAAACUGUGUCUACAUCAAGUAAUAGUGACUGUAGUAAAUCUGACUUGUCAAAACUUUUGACAGAAGAAAGGGAAGACUGUGAAGAUUCAGAUUCUGAGGACUUUAAUGAGUGUUAUGAGUAUGACCUAAUAGGCGUAACAGUGCAUACGGGUACAGCAGAUGGUGGUCAUUAUUAUAGUUUUAUUCGGGACCGCACUACUUCGAAUCGUGAUAAGUGGUUCCUGUUCAACGAUGCAGAAGUCAAACCUUUUGAUCCAAAUCAAAUUGCAGCUGAAUGCUUUGGGGGAGAAAUGACGAGUAAAACUUAUGACUCGGUAACGGACAAGUUCAUGGACUUCAGCUUUGAGAAGACAAACAGCGCGUACAUGUUAUUCUAUGAAUGGUGCAGCCGUGAUGGAGAACAGCGAGGUGCAAAAGAGGAGACUAGUGAUCCAGAAUCCACCUCUCCUGCCUCAGCAAUUUCCCUGGAACCUAAAUCUAGCUCUGACUGUAGCCCUAGCUUGCAGCAACAGCAGCAGCAGCAGCAGCAGCAGCAGCAGAGCUGUCCAACUUUUGAACUGAGUAAGGAGCUUGAGGAUUGGAUCUGGCAGGACAACAUGCACUUCUUAAAGGACAAGAAUAUCUUCGAACAUACGUACUUCAACUUCAUGUGGCAAGUUUGUGGCUACAUUCCGCAAACACUGUUGAGCCAGGGUCAGGACUUCACUGAAAUUUCUGCACAGCUGUCAACAUCAUUCUUCAUAGAGACUUUUAUUCAUGCCAAAGAAAAGCCAACAAUGGUGCAGUGGGUGGAGCUGUUGACAAAACAGUUUAAUGCAUCACAGGCAGCUUGUGAGUGGUUCCUGGAUCAUAUGGCACACAGUGAGUGGUGGCCAGUACAAAUUCUGAUCAAGUGCCCGAAUCAGAUGGUUCGUCAGAUGUUUCAAAGACUCUGCAUCCAUGUUAUUCAGAGGCUACGGCAGAAUCAUGCACCACUGUACUUGAAGGCAGAUUCUGAUGAUGAAGGACCAGAAGAAUCAGAUUCUAGGAAGGUUGGGACACAUUCCUGUGUCACAAUGUUCAUCAAGAUGUUGCUUUCAUUGAUGGAGCAUGGUGCCAAGGCCCACUUGAAACACCUGACAGAAUACUUUGCCUUCCUUAAUGAGUUCAGUAAAAUGGGUGAAGAGGAGAGCCAAUUCCUUAUUUCUGUCCAUGCUGUAUCUUCAAUGGUCAACUUCUAUCUAGGACAGAAAGCUCAGGACUAUGUGGAGGUUGUAAGUGAGGAAGAUGAGGAAGAAGAUGUAAUUCCACUGCCCACAGAUAAAUACAAACCUGCAUCUCUAGAGAAGAUGAUUACUUUAGUAGCUUCGUUGGUGGAGAGGUCACGGGGCUCUGAUCACCUGCUGCAGUUAUCAACUCAGGACUUUAAUGCAAUUGCUGGAGGAAAGGGAUUCCCAUUUCUCUUCCAGCAGAUCAAAGACUGCAUCAACUUACACCAGACUAGGAACUUAAUAUAUGCACUGUGUCGCUGGAAUGAAAGGCUGGCCAUCCAUAUUGUAGCAAUGAUAUUUCAGGCUAUUACAAAACACACAGAAAUCUGCCAGCCAUUCUUCAAGCUGCUGACUCUAAUCACAGAGCCUUCAAGUGGUCCAUCUGGUCUUCCUUGUUUCACACAGCUGGUUCUUCAGAGGAUAUGGGAAGUUGCAGAAUUCUGUCCUCAGAGUGCCCUUGAUUGGUUGGCUGUACAGGUACCUCGCAACAAACUCGCUCACUCGUGGGUACUCCAGAGCAUGGAGACAUGGGUGGAACACUUCCUGUUGGGUCAUAAUAACCAGCGGGUGCGGUCAGCUGCUGCAUACCUUCUGGUAUCUCUUAUUCCAAGCCCACACUUCAGGCAAGGAUAUCGGACAGCUCGCACCCUUGCCAGCCCACACAAGGAAAUGUUGAUUGCAUCAGAAGCACAGUUAGUGCUCCAUCAGGUGUACACUGUUCUGUUGCAUUUGUUGAAACCAGCACGACACUAUACUGACAUUCAGACUCAUGGUACAAUGAAACUCACUGCAUACUUUGCUCUCCUUACAUAUUGCAUCAUCUCUCGGACUGAGAAACUUAUGUUUGGCCAGUACUUCUUGGACCUGUGGCAGCUGUUCCAUCCCAAGCUUUCUGAGCCAUCGAUCCCCGUCCAUCAUAACAAGCAAGCAUUGUUGUUGUUCUGGCACCAUGUGUGCAUAGAUUGUCCCGAAAAUGUGCAGCUUAUACUUCAGAAUGCUCAUGUCACAAAGAACAUCGCAUUCAACUACAUACUUGCUGAUCAUGAAGACCAGGAUGUUGUGUUAUUCAACCGUGGUAUGUUACCUGCAUAUUAUGGGUUACUUCGACUCUGCUGCCUGCAGUCUCGCACGUUCACUCGACAGCUGGCUAAUCACCAGAAUCUGCACUGGGCAUUCAAGAACAUUACACCACAUCCUACUCAAUACAGUGCUGCUGUGGAUGAGCUGUUUAAGCUGAUCCAGCUUUUUGUCGUGAAGUUUCCAGAUAGCACAGAGCAGGAGAUACAUGAAAUAAAUGCUUUUAAGAAACAGACUUUGCAACUGUAUCUUCAGAUUUUGGACAGUAGAUCUUGCUGGGCAACGUUAAUUCUAGCUUUCCGUUCUCUCAUAGAUCAUGAUGAUGACAGAAUGUAUGUAAUUUAUAAUGGUGGACUGCAGAUGGCAUUUGAGGCUUUCCACACUUUGCACGUGAUGUACCAUGAAGCCACUGCCUGCCAUGUGUCAGGGGAUCUGCUGGAACUGCUGUCCAUACUGUUAGACUUGAUGAAAUGUCUGCGCGUGUACCGUGAAAACAAGGAUGUGCGUGGCGUGUUGCUGGGUACAAAGGAGUGGGUGGAAGUUCUGCGUAAAUUAGCCACUCUGCUGAACACAUAUAACUCAUCUGAAAUGCGAGCCUCAUGCAUCGAGGUUUUAAAGGAGAUCCUGAUGCUGCUACCCUCAGAAGUCAUACAAGUGUUGGUGCCCUUGUUAUCUCACUGCCAUGCAGCAUUCCAAGAAAGUCACAAUGCUUUGCCAAUGGGACCAUACUUUCCUCGUCGAGGACACAAAAUGCCUGCUCUGGGACUGAAGACUGGCACACGUCCAUCAAGACCCAUGGUACAGAUGGCAGUUCCUCAUGGUCAGCUUGAAGCUGCUAAGGGUGUUGAUCCUGACUAUGAUAAAGCACUGCUUGAGUUCUAUUCACCAUACCACGAUUUUAUUGAUGUCAUGUGUCGCCUCGCUAUUAACAAUGACUGCAUGUCUGAGGCGCUCGUGAACCUGAGUGCCAUGGUUGGCUUUGAGGGUGUUCCCCUUCAUCUCACCUAUUUCCCCAAACUGUGGCUGGAUAUACACCAUGCUCAGCAUGUGGACAGGAAGUACAUAAUGAUGCUGACAAACAGUAAUUACUUUGUUGACUAUGUGGAGGCUGUGCUGUUAGAUGAAAGGUCAUGUCUCAACAAUGGCAUCAUUUACAACUUCCUAUCAGUGUACUUCCCAAAGGUAGCAGCACAUGUGUUGACAGAGCAGACUUGUAAUUUGAUUGAGAAUCUGAUAUCGUCUCUGUCAGAUAUAAUGAGCCAAGUAAACGUACAGGCCACCGCAUAUAAGUUGAAUGGUGAUUUGCGAGCCUUGGCCCUUGUGUACAACUCGGACGUUCCCCUUUCACCAUCAGAAGAACUUAUCUCCACAAUUGAUGCUUUGCUAGAGAAGACAAAGCUUGCACGCAAGCAGACUGCUGAAGCGGAUUUAACUGAUGAGACUCCAUCAAAGAAACGUAAAUUAAGCCUACAAAAAGAGGAUAAUGACGGCUCAAAAGUUCCGCCAACAGCAUCAGCUGCAUUAGGUUCAGCAUCAACUUCUGCAUCUUCAUCAUCGUCAUCGUCAUCCCCGUCAUCAUCAGCAGGUUGUUCGAAGGAAACAGAAGCAGAUGAACUUUCAACUCCUGUUGAGGAGCAGGAAGACAUGGAUUGGCUUGAAGUCCUUGAAAAGACUGUCACAGACUUAAAGGAGUCUGUGGAGAAGAAGGGCUGAGUUGAAACUGUCAUAGGUGUGUAAUGGUAACUAGUCUGUCACAUUCCCACACAACCAUGUACCUGUGUCUUGCAGGCAAGGGACAUAAGUGGGGUAGCAUUUGAGACUCCAAAUUGCUCCUGGACAAGGACUUAUAUUCAUGGAAUUACUCAUUUCAUAUAUACUUAUUUUGUUGGUGUGUUGAAAAGUGUAAGUGGUAUGUACUAAUCAGAUAUUGGUCACUUUAAAACAUAAUUAGUUGUUUGAAUUAUUUAGAUUUUCAGGCAACAUUGAUGUGGUGCCAUUUUACAAAUAGUGUCAUCUGAUAUUAGGCUUUCAGAGCCAGUUCAUUUUGGCUGUUAUAUUUACAUCUGUGGUAACUAAACCAAAUCUACCUUAUUUGCAAAUCCAAGGUAGCCUGAUUGAAUUUAAUAUAAUUUGACAUACGGUACAACAGCAUGACCUGUUUGAAACUUGCUGUGUUGCGACAGUGAAAUAGUCAUAUUUUAAUGUAAACUUUCCAGGCCAGCAUAAUGGCCAGACUGUCCAUUCCACUAUCACAUUAAAUAAAAUUAUUUCUGAGUGUUCUAAUGCUUUUCAAGGUUCAGCCAAAUUAAAUGUAACUUGCUGCAUAAACAUGUGAUACAGUAUAGUGAUCCAAAUUGAGAGUGCAGAAUCACAAACUGGGUGUCACCAUCGUCUUCUCCUUAUUUACUGACAGUUUAUCACUAUAGUGGUGAAAUCAGUAUUGUGCUCCAGUUAAACUAGUCUUUGUAGCAGUGUAAUGGAAUGAUUUUAUGCCUUUUCUCCAUUGCCUACAUUUUUGAAACUUUAAUAUGCUAUCUGCUCCAGUGAGACAGGAUACAUACGGAAUAUAUACAUAGAUAUAAAUAUAUAGUUGUAAUUAUUUUGUUAGUGUGAGACUGAGCUAUUUAUAAAACUAUAUCACAAGUUUUUUUAUUUACGAAAUAUAGUACACUAAGGGGGGUGGGAGGGGUGAUUUGAAUGUGUAGUUUUACAGUUCUGUGUGCCAUUGCUGAGUCACAUGACAUACAUUUAUAUGGAUGAACGUUUGUUGUACAAAUGCUUUUUCAUUUAGUAAUAUAGUGAAAUAUAUGAAAGUGCUAACCUUCAUGACUGCCAGCCAGAGGAAGGGUGUGCAACUCAAUAGAAACUUUCAUUAGGAGAGUAAUUUAUGAAUGAAUGUAUGGAAGAACAGUUCUGCACUCAUUUCACACAGCAUCAUCAUUUUUGUAUAUUUUGGAAAUGGUGUAACUUUGUAUGAAGACUUAACAUUAUAUUUUUGGCUUCCCAUUGAGUCCCAAUAUCAGUUUGCUUAUAGUUGCAUGCCACACAUUUGUGUCUUAAAAGGUUCCUGCAUUUUGUGGAAUUCAUCUGAACAUUAGUGAUCAAAUGAGUGUAUGGGUGCUGGUGUGUAUGAAUUAAAGUGUUAUUGGACCAAAGCUUUCAUAUUUGUUUCACUUCGAUUAGGAAUAAAGAUUGUAAUCCAUGGCUGUGGAAUAAAUGAGUAACAGUUAAAAAUGUCA
Zootermopsis nevadensis is the source of this 12697-nucleotide messenger RNA. It is a transcript of the gene puf, whose product is annotated as ubiquitinyl hydrolase 1 puf. Gene Ontology annotation, biological process: protein deubiquitination. Gene Ontology annotation, molecular function: cysteine-type deubiquitinase activity. The record is from RefSeq and is a predicted model, not a curated record. Lineage: Eukaryota; Metazoa; Arthropoda; Insecta; Blattodea; Termopsidae. Gene Ontology annotation, cellular component: cytosol; nucleus.